Messenger RNA from Coffea arabica (coffee), 357 nucleotides. The record is from RefSeq and is a predicted model, not a curated record. NCBI's taxonomy places the organism in Eukaryota, Viridiplantae, Streptophyta, Magnoliopsida, Gentianales, Rubiaceae.
AUGGGGGUCAAUAUUCGUUUCAGGAAAAGGGAAAAGGUGGGGUUGGGGGCAUAUAAGUGGCAUAGGUUCAGCUGCAGAAAGUGCUUUCUCAGGGAUUUGAUGAAAGUUCUUGGCCACUCCAAACUAAAACCGGCAGAAAUAGCUCAAGUUCCUGAUGAACAUGUGAAUGAAUUCAAGUUGAUAGGGAAGUUCAAAAUUUUCAAUCCCAACAACUUAUGGGUGAACUUGAAAGCAAUCAAAAGACUUGUACAAGAAAGUGCACUGAAGAUGGAGAUUAUUCCAAAUCCAAAGGAAGUAGAUGGGGUGAAAGUUCUUCAACUUGAAACUGCUACUGGCGCUACAAUAAGGAUACAUUAA